CCGCCUGCAGUCACAGCCAUUGGGACAGUGCAGGGACAGGAGUAGGGCCGGCGGCCUGGGGGACUGCGGGCUGAUGUGGGGGAGAUGUCCGAGACGAGUUCGGUCAGCUCCGGCUCAACAGUGGGCUCAGGCAUCCGGCUGUUGCAGCUCGCACACAGAGGAGAAUGGGGUGCGCUGGAACAUAGUCUGAGGAGCAUGGAUAAAGGAGACCGACACAUCACUCUCACCGACGAAGAAUCCGGUCUGACUCCAUUUUUGAUUGCUGUUCGAGAAAACAAGUUGACGAUUGUGGAAAAGUUGUUUGAGUUAGGAGGUAAUCAAAUCGAUCGGUCAAAGGAUGGAAGGACUGCACUACACAUCGCUGCAGCACAUUCGAAGGAUGAAAUUGUUCGCCUGCUGUUGACAAAGAGGUUGGACCCGAACCUAACAGGAGGGCACAAGGAUCAGUUACCUCUACACUUUGCAGCUAGUCGACCCAGUGGUGCACUUAACAUUGUUCAGACCCUGCUGAAAUACUCAAACAAAGAUGCUCGAUUAGUGCAAGAUAAGGAUGGCUGCAUCCCACUGUUCUUAAGCAUCGAAGUUGGUAAUAUUGCAGUCUGCAAGGAGCUGCUCAGUGUUAACGCUGAUCUGCAGCUCAGGACCCAAAGGAAGGAUAAUGGUGACACUGUCUUACACGUUUGCUGCAGAAAGAGAGAUACAGAACUAGCUAAGCUCCUUGUGGAGUCAGGUGCUGGCGUGGAUUUUCAGAAUGAUGAUGGUCAGACUCCCUUACAUGUUGCUGCCUGGGAAGGGGAUGAAUUGAUGCUGAAAGUCUUCUAUCAAUACAAAGCCAACCCAAACAUCACAGACAAGCUGGAUCGGUCCCCAUUACACAUCGCUGCCGAGCGAGGACACACAAAUGCAGUUGAAGUAUUGACUGGGAAAUUCAAGUCGAACGUGUUAGCCCGAACCAAGGAUGGAAGUACCCUGAUGCACAUUGCCUCACAAUGUGGCCACCCUGACACAGCACUGGCCUUUCUGAAGAAAGGAGUCCCUUUGCAUAUGCCCAAUAAGUCAGGAGCAGUCUGUCUGCAUGCUGCAGCAAGGAAAGGCCAUACAGCUGUUGUGAAAGCUUUACUCCAGAAGGGAGCACACGUUGAUGCUAAAACAAAGGAGUGCUACACAGCCCUACACAUUGCAGUGCAGCACUGCAAGCCCAUGGUGGUACAGACUCUGCUAGGCUUUGGGGCCCAGGUGCAGCUUAAAGGGGGCAAGGCUUUGGAGACUCCACUGCACAUUGCAGCUCGGGUGAAGGAUGGUGAGAAAGUGGCAGAGAUAUUGCUAAAAAGUGGGGCUGAUGUAAAUGCUGAUCAAGAGAACGGUGAAACGGCUAUGCAUGUUGCAGCUCGUCAUGGCAAUUUGAAAAUGAUCCAGGCCUUGAUUGAGGAGGGUGGUGAUUUAAUCUGGCAAUCAAAGGUUGGAGAGAAUCCAUUGCACAUUGCAGUCCGACACUGUCACCUCAGCGUUGUGGAAGAAAUCCUCAGCUACCUGACCAAUCAGAGGAGCCACACAGAGGCAGUUGCUUGCGUCAACCAGGAAAACAAGGAAGGAGAAACAUCCCUACACCUGGCAGCAGAGAUUAAGAAAGACGUGGUUCACUUUCAACAAGAAGAUACUCAGAUUGUUAAACUUCUCAUGGAAUAUGAAACUGAUAUCACUGCAACAACCAAACUGACACAUGAGACGCCAUUGCAUUACUGUGCACAUGUGGGGAAUGCUGACGUUCUUCUUGAGGUCUUGAAAUAUAUCAGUUCAAAUAGAAUCCAGCAGGUCAUCAAUAAACAAUCUCAGAAUGGAUGUUCACCAUUGCUUUUGGCUGCAGAGAGAGGGCACACAGAGAUGGUGAAGAUAUUGCUGUUAAACCAUGCCAGGGUAGAUGUUUUUGAUGAGCAUGGUAAGGCAGGGCUUCACUUGGCAGCGGAGAAUGGACACGAUCAGAUCUCAGACAUUCUGCUGUGGCACAAGGCCUUUGUCAAUGCCAAAACCAAACUUGGCCUGACACCUCUUCACCUGGCAGCACAGAAUGGUUACAACAAGCUGGUAAAGCUACUCGUGGAGACCCACGCAGCAAGUAUUGAUGCACUGUCUUUGUCGAAACGGACUCCUCUCCACUUGGCAGCAGGGAACGGACAGCUCGAUGUUUGCAACAGUUUGCUCAAGAUGAAGGCUGAUGUGAACGCUACUGAUAUUCAUGGACAAACACCACUCCACCUCGCUGCAGAAAAUGACCAUUCUGAGGUUGUGAAACUCUUCCUCAAACAGAAACCGGAACUGGUGACUUCUGCAAACAUAGAAGGCUCUACCUGUGCACACAUUGCCGCAUCAAAGGGAAGUGUCGCCGUGAUAAAAGAGCUGCUAAAAUUCAACAAAGCUGGAGUCACUACCGCACGGAACAAGACAAAAGAAUCCACUCCACUCCAUCUCGCUGCUGCUGGAGGUCAUGCUGAGGUUGUUAAGGUAUUGUUGGAGGCUGGUGCAUCUGCCACUGAUGAGAAUGCAGAGGGAAUGAAUACAAUUCAUUUAGCUGCUAAGAAUGGGCACAUUAAUGUCCUGGAAGCCCUGAAAGGCACUGUAUCCUUUAAAAUAACCAGCACAAAGACUGGAUUCACUGCUCUUCAUGUGGCUGCACAUUUUGGCCAGAUGGAUUUUGUGCGGGAGAUUCUAACCAAGGUACCAGCAACCAUACGCAGUGAGACUCCAAAGUCCACCAGUGAGGGACAACUGAUGAAGGAGCCGACAACCGAGUCAGGGUACACACCAUUACACCUGGCAGCACAGUCUGGGCAUGAGAACUUGGUACGACUUCUGCUGAACUACCCAGGGGUUCAGGUGGACACUCAAACCAGCUUACAGGGUUCCACGCCCCUCCACCUCGCAGCGCAGAAUGGCCACACUGCAGUCAUCGGGCUCCUCUUGAGUAAGUCCACCACCCAAUUGCACCUCAAAGACAAAAGAGGACGCACCUGCCUGCACCUGGCAACAGCUAAUGGUCACAUCGAGAUGGCACGAGCUCUGCUUGGCCAAGGGGCAGAGAUUAACAUCACAGAUAAGAAUGGCUGGACCCCACUGCAUUUUGCAGCCAAGUCUGGUUACCUGGAUACGGUGCAAUUUCUGGUGGAAAGUGGAGCUUCUCCCAAGCUGGAAUGUAAGGAAGGAAAGACUGCCCUACAGUAUGCGGCAGCUGACCACCACCAAGAGGUGGUGAGCUUUUUAAUCCGAAAGAAUAAUAUCACCCUUAAGCUAACAGAGGAUCGCAAGUUCAUCUUUGACCUCAUGGUUUGCGGAAAGCUCAACAGGAACAAGGUCAUUGAGGAGUUUGUCUUGAACUCAGCUGCCCCCAUGGACACUGCCAUCAAGCUGUCCCGUGCUUUUGGCAUCACCGCUUUGAAGGAAAAGGAGAGAUCCAUGGAGCUUUUGGAAGCAGCCAAGUACUGUGAAAACAUGGCGGCCGAGCUGCUCACUGUGGCGUCUGGUUGUCGGAGUGCCGGAUACUUGCUCCGUGCCGUAGACCAUCGUGGCACCACAAUGCUGGACUCGUUGAUAGAAUGUGAACAGAAGGAUGUGGUGGCUCACCCAGCGGUUCAGAAAUACCUGACCGAUGUCUGGUACGGGAACUUGAAGUGGGCGCACUGGAAGAUAGUCCUUUUGUUCUUUGUCUUCCUCAUUUGCCCCCCGAUCUGGCUGAUGUUCUCCCUUCCAUUGAAGCACCAGUUCAACAGGAUCCCAAUUAUGAAGUUCAUGAGCCAUUUGGUUUCUCACAUUUUCCUCCUGGUGUUAUUUAUAUUAACCAUUGUCUACCCCCCACUUAGCCCAACGUAUGAAGGGCGGACGCUUCCAGGCUGGAAUGAGUGGCUCCUAUUGGCUUGGCUUUCAGGAAUGCUGGUCUCGGAACUGACACACCCUGGCGAGAGGGCAGGACUGGCAUGGAUACGGGUUUUCAUCCUGGCAUUUUCCGCUAUUGCCGUCUUCUGCCACCUGCUUGCGUUGGCUUUCCGGGACCACGACCGGCUGCAUUGCUUCUUUGCCCGAAACAUUUUCCUCGCGGUGGCCAUGACACUUUGCUUUGUGCAGUUUUUGGAGUUCCUGACAUUCCACCACCUCUUUGGCCCCUGGGCUGUCAUCAUCCGAGACCUGAUGAAGGACCUUGCCAGGUUCGCAGUAAUUCUGGCCCUAUUCCAUGUAGCCUUCACCAUGCAACUUUCAGCAGUUUACCAGCCUGUAUAUCCUGCUCUGCUGGGCAGUCCAUCUGCCAGAAAUGGUACAGAUUCAGGAGGCAAUUCUUACGAUGUCCAAGACCCUUUGGAUAUUACUGUCCUACUAUUUUUUGCUCUGUUCGGUAUGGUGGAUCCAGACACUUUACCUCCAUUACAUCGGACACCUACUUUCACCCAAUUCAUUGUCAGAUUUGUGUUUGGAAUGUACCUUGUCAUGACCCUGAUUGUCCUCAUUAACUUGCUAAUUGCUAUGAUGAGUGACACCUACCAGCGGAUCCAGGCGCAGUCAGACACCGAGUGGAAGUUUGGGAGGGCCAUGUUGAUCCGUGACAUGAUCAGGAAAUCAGGAACUCCUUCUCCAUUCAACUUGUGCACCAAUCUUUUCUAUUACAUCAAAAUGCUGUGCAAACACAGGGGUAAACUGUGCUCCACUGAGGGCAGAGAGCUGAUGAAUGAAGAAGAUGACCUUGAGACAAUAUCAGAUACACAUUCUAUCGACAUGUUGGCACACACAUCUGUUGGUUGGAUACGAAACCCCUCAAAGAGAACAACACAAAUCUCACCAGAAGGUUUCUUAAGAGGCAUAAGGCAAAACGGUCCGAUGCAAAUUGAAGAUGCUAUUGACUGGCACAACGUGGUGAUUCGUUACUUAACAAUGAAAGGGCAGACAGAUGCUGGUUUGGUCUUGAUACAGCUGCAGUACGAAGGAAGACCCAAAAUCUAUAAGUGUGAUUUUGGCUCCAGUUGCCAAAUGCCAGUAUUGUCAAAAUCAUGAAGGGCAGCCCAGACUACGGUGUUACUUAAUGAAGUACAUGAGAAGCUAGUCCAGUGGUUUGUGCAUCUCCGAAGGACAUCCGCUACAUUGGAAACAGUUUCCUGUCAAGCAAUGGUGAUCUGUGGAACAGUAUCUGUAUAAUCAUUGAUAUAGUAGAGUGUGAUAUAUUUUUACUUCAUUCACGGCUGCAUAUGUUUAAAGGGCAUCAACUCCAUAUCUAAGUUCCUACUUGGUGGGGGACCUGAACAUAAGGCAGUGUGUGAUUUUUUUUAAUAUAUAUAUGCUCAACAUGACAUGACAAAGUUUGUCUUGCGCCAUGAAAAUGUACCUCUUUAAAGAGGUGAUUCAUUGCUUUUGUUGAAAUAAUGUGCUCACUUUAGUAACUAUAGCUGAGAGAAAUACGCCAAAAAAGGAAAAUAAGGAAUAACAGUGAGGUGUGAAUGUUUGAUGGUAACAUCAACUUCCUACGCUCCUCAUUUACUCUUUAAUUCUGCAUUGCUUCACUUCCUGGUGGAAUUGUGAAACAUUGAAGUUAAUGCCUGACCAAUGGAUUUUUAUUUUAUGUCUUAACUCCAUUUAAUAUGUGCUAUAUUAAUGUAUUCAGAGUCUAACCUCAUUUUUUGCUCAAGAUAUAGCAAACUUACAGCAGGUUGUUGAGAGGGUCUUGCAGUGCAGGUUGGAAUUAUGUUGAGUAUUUCCUUCAUGUUUUUGGACAUAUUUCUCUUUCACUCUCCUGACCCUCCUCAGAAAUCCUCAGCAAAAUGGGAUAAGUAAAUGAUCUGAUUCCAAGCCUCUUCCAUUAAUACUAUUCUGAAGCAUGCUCCCACAGUGUGCACUGAAGUGAUUUUGAAUCUAGUCCAUCACUCCAGCAGAUCAUCUUUCUGCUUAUCAGAAAGAUACCAACGCUAACAUUUCUGAGUGUCUAGGAUUAAUUUUAAUUUAUCUUCCUCCCACAUAUUAUCCCCCACCUUCCAUUCCCUCUAAAGCCUUUAGUGCUCCAUAUUAACUGUGAAGGUGACCAGAACAUGGGUGGCCCACUAGCUCAGUGGUUAGCACUACUGCCUCACAGUGCCUGCGACCGGAUUUAAUUGCAGUCUCGGGUUACUGUCUGUAUAUGUCCUUCCCACGUCUGCACGGGUUGCCUCUGGAUGCUCUUUGGAGGGUUAGUGUGGACUUGAUGGAGCGACUGGUCCACUUUCACACUGUAGUGAUUCUAGAACAUGUUCAUCAGAUUCCUUUCAGGCAAGAGUUAGAGAUGUUUCCAACAUCCCAUAGUUUGCUGGCCAUUAUUGCAAAGUAGAGGGGGAGAAGGAGACCCUGGAGUCAAUGAGAGUUAACAAUGCAAUCUCUCUUCCAAUGACAUGAUGUGGAGCUGCAGGCUUUGGACUGGGAUGGACAAAGUUAAAAAUCAC
This is a messenger RNA of Chiloscyllium plagiosum (whitespotted bambooshark), 6443 nucleotides long. The record is from RefSeq and is a predicted model, not a curated record. Lineage: Eukaryota; Metazoa; Chordata; Chondrichthyes; Orectolobiformes; Hemiscylliidae.